ACCGCCAGCUGAUGGAUUUGGGACGCAGCCCCGCCCACCGUGCGUGCUUACGUCACUGGACUCCCCUCCCUUCCCUUUAAUCCGUGGAGAAGGAAAAAAAAAUGGCCGCCACGGCGAUGGACGUCUCCGUGACAGACGCGCGGCUUAGCGAGGCGAAAAAGUAUGAGUACUUCAGCUCGAUCAACUCUAUGGCCCGUAAGAUCAUGCAGGAGCGAGAGAAGAUCAAGGAGAAGUACGGCUCGGCCUGGGAGGGCAUGUCUCCAGAGGAGCAGGACACGGCCAUCGACGACGGGAUGAUGGAGCCGAGGAUCCGCGCUCGAUACACUAUGCACCGGACCGACCGAGAGGAAGUUCCCUGCUACCCCAAAAUGGUGAUCCAGACCGGGCAAAAGAUCGUCCACUUUGGAGAGGAGGAUAUAACCUGGCAGGACGAACACUCUGCGCCUUUUUCUUGGGAGACCAGAAGUCAGAUGGAAUUUAGCGUAAUCGGCGGCACCCCUGAGCCCGCCUCGGUGUCCGCCGUGACCGAGUCCAAGCCCCGAACUUCUCAGAGCGGAAAGCUGCCCGGGAUCGAGGGCUCGGGGUCGAGUCGUCGCGACGAGGAGUCGUCGUUCUGGAAGCUGAACGCAGAGAGGUCGAGGCUGGAGGGAGAGAAGGCCGACUUUCAGUCGCUCACACCCAGUCAGAUCAAGUACCUGGAGAAAGGGGAGAAGCCGCUGCCGCCGUACCUGAGGUCAGAUUCCGGGUCCAGGGAGGCGCAGGAGCCUGCGGGAGGUCGCCCCGGCAAACCGAGGGUGUCCAAACCUCUGGCUCCACCCCCUCCUGCCCCGGUCAGUCUCAGCCCUGCGCCUCUGAGCGUCCCCCUUGCGCCUCUGAGCGUCCCCCUUGCGCCUCUGAGCGUCCCCCUUGCGCCUCUAAGCGCCCCCCCAGCGGCUCUUAGCGCCCCCCCUGCACCAAUAAAUGUCUCUCCGGUGCCACUGAGCAUCACCCCAGCACCUGUUGUGCCCCUGGGCGGCUGGGAGAGGGCACAGUCCACGCUGCCGUCCGUCAGCAGCACUUUGGACGACGUGUUCAGUCCCGGCCUGGGCACCAAAACGCCGUCAGAGACAACUAGAGACAAAGUGAAGGAGGACGAGACGCAAAUUGAAAGCCCUGCCUUUUCACAGUACAAUACGAGCAGUGCCAUCCUGAAGACCGGCUUCGACUUCUUGGACAACUGGUAACAUCGGAACCUGACCUCAAGCAGCCAACCUGUUCCAGACGCCAGGACCGCCUCCAUCUCACACACACACACACACACACACACACACACACACACACACACACACACACACACACACCAAGAAGGCUACAUCUUAAACACUAUAUAAAGCUAGAACUGGUAUAGACCUGCAUUUGAGUUUGGUGUGCAAAGUUCUAAUCCCCCAAAGGGGUAUUUAUUUCCCCCCUCAGUAUGUUGUAUUGAUAUACACCUACAUGGGCAAAAAAUGUUGGACACCUGACUAGAAGAUCAGGUGUCAGGUGAAUUUGGUCGAGAUUCUGUGGAGAAUUUGGUCGAGAUUCUGUGGAGAAUUUGGUAGAGAUUUUAAUAUUUCUGUGGAGAAUUUGGUCGAGAUUCUGUGGAGAAUUAGGUUGAGAUUCUGUGGAGAAUUUGGUCGAGAUUUUAAUAUUUCUGUGGAGAAUUAGGUUGAGAUUCUGUGGAGAAUUUGGUCGAGAUUUUAAUAUUUCUGUGGAGAAUUAGGUUGAGAUUCUGUGGAGAAUUAGGUUGAGAUUCUGUGGAGAAUUUGGUCGAGAUUUUAAUAUUUCUGUGGAGAAUUUGGUUGAGAUUCUGUGGAGAAUUUGGUUGAGAUUCUGUGGAGAAUUUGGUCGAGAUUUUAAUAUUUCUGUGGAGAAUUAGGUUGAGAUUCUGUGGAGAAUUUGGUCGAGAUUUUAAUAUUUCUGUGGAGAAUUAGGUUGAGAUUCUGUGGAGAAUUUGGUCAAGAUUUUAAUAUUUCUGUGGAGAUUCCGGUGAAAGAUUCUGUGGAGAAUUUGUACUCAUUCAACCACAAGAGCAUUAGUAAAGUCGGGUAUUGAGGUGUUCAAUUGGUUUAGAGCUCUAUAGCAAGAGAUCUUCCACCUCUUCACACCCGUGGAAAGCAGAUCUUUGUGGAUUUGUGCAUUGUGUCCUUAUACAUUUGUCCAUACAUUGUGUAUAAUAUGCCGAAGGAUCUCACAAAGCUAACUUUGCACCCCAAACACGCCACACGCUCAUCUGGUUUGCUACAAUUGGAGUGAAGUUUGUUCCUUAAAAAAUAAAAUAAAACAUUGCUCAUCUCUCAGUAACUGUACCGAUUGUAGCUUUAAAACGAGAAAUCUGCAUGUAUUCACUAUUUGGCAAUAAGACAAUAACAAUAACAGAAGGUAUUUUGGUAGAAUAUCGCUGAUGUCAUGCUCAUUAGCGAUUUAGAUCGCGAGGCCGUUGGGACGUUGUGCCUUGUAUCUUCUCUUUUUUUCCUGUUUUUUUUUUUUCUUUUCUCCUUUAAUUAUUUGAUAUUUAGACCCGAGUACUCGUGCAGCACCGCUUCGGACAGUAGUUAACGAAGCUAUCGAACGCAUUUUUACACUACCGUGGGGUAUUUCCUGGACUUUUUUUCAUACCCUUUCUGUCAUUUCCGCCUCCUGUCAUGUGACGUGUGAUCAAAUAAUGUAUUUAUGAGCUCUCAGAUGAAUCCUUCAUCAUCUCCUCUCGUCGUCUUUCUUGAUCGAUGAAUGUUGGGCCUCAAGACGAUACUUUUAUUAUUAUUAUUAUUAUUAUUAUUAUUAUUAUUAAAAAAAAUUCAAGUAAA
This is a messenger RNA of Silurus meridionalis, 2825 nucleotides long. RefSeq names its product chromosome 18 C1orf198 homolog (gene c18h1orf198). The record is from RefSeq and is a predicted model, not a curated record. Lineage: Eukaryota; Metazoa; Chordata; Actinopteri; Siluriformes; Siluridae. The coding region runs from base 102 to 1223 and encodes 373 amino acids. The transcript is spliced from 5 exons.